Messenger RNA from Episyrphus balteatus (marmalade hoverfly), 2018 nucleotides. RefSeq lists its product as uncharacterized. Bases 106 to 1893 code for a protein of 595 amino acids. The transcript has 3 exons. The record is from RefSeq and is a predicted model, not a curated record. Lineage: Eukaryota; Metazoa; Arthropoda; Insecta; Diptera; Syrphidae.
UAAUUUUUGUUUACUUCCUCCUCAUCACAAUAAAAUUUCUUUUAUUUUUUCUUAAAAUAUCAUCCACAACAAGUAUUUAAUAUAUAAAACAAACCCAGAAGUAUUAUGUCUAUAUCGCUGGAUGUAAGUUUUUUAUCUAGCGAAGGCUUUUCCAUUAAACCACCUGCAACAAUAUUCGAUGAGAUAGAAGGUCUCUUUGCUACAAGUGAUAAGGAUUUUUCUCCAAAUGUGCCAUUCACUCCAAAUGAUUCUAAUUUCCUUAAACCACAAGAAACCAUUUCCACGUCUCUUCUCCACGAUGACAAAUCCUGUGGAAUUCCCUCCCUCGUCAACUCUGAUUUCCUUCUCAAUGAAGAAGCCCACGAAGAUCAACAAUUGUUUAUGGUUGAGUCGGACGGACUCAAACCAAUUACAUCUCCUUUUAUGGUUCCGGGAAUUUACAAAAGAAUUCCCCAUUCGACGAGAAUUGACCCGGAACCAACGACAGACAAGGUGACAUCGAAAAAUGUUUUCAUUUGUUCCACCGAGAAAUCUGGGAAGAUUCUGGCGGCAAAUGUAUUUAAAGAUGCUUAUAUUAAUUUGGAGGAAGAAAGUGUGGAACCUGAACCUCCACCGCCAACAACUGUCAAGGAAUCUCCGGCUCCUCCGAAGCCAGAUAGCUUGACAAUGUUGGCUUAUGAUAUCUUGAAGCUAUCGAAUAGGGAUAACAUUGUUAUCGAUAGGGAAAGAAACGAGAUUAUCCGCCACGAAGGUGAACUCAAUCGGAAGACAAUCUACAGAUUCUUGACGCCCAAGACUCUCGGGCUGUCGUCAGAGAUGCUGGCAUCUCUAAUUAAGAAUGAAUCCCAUCGCGAAUAUCUGCCUCCGACAAAAUCCAAGCGUGGAAGACCUCGUAAAAACAAAGAACCAGAUAAACCACCACCUCCUGGUCCAUCACCAGCAUCAGAACCACCACCACAACCCCCUCUAGUUGCCACUUCUCCUCCCAAAGUUCAAAGAACCCGUUCGGGAAGAAUAGUUAAAUCUGUUUUUGAACCACUUCCGCCUUCUGAACCAGAACCUGACAAUGCGGAGCCUGAAAACGCAGCCUCAUUCAUGCGGAAUUUCCUCCGAGACCUCAAAGACUCUGAAUACCAAUCAAAACCUAGUCCAACACCGCCGCCAGAGUCACCACCACUUCGUACAAAAACCCGAAAACUCUCAGCUGACUCUUACUGUCCAACGUGCAAUAAAAUAUUCUUGGGCAAGCGAAUGCAGCACCAUUUUAAUGCCUUCCCUGACCAUCGACCGAAUUUGGAGCGUCAGAAGAUGUUCGAAGAGAUGUCGCUGUUCAAGUUCCUUGUUGGUAAAGUUCAAAGAACAUCUCAGGACCAACGUGCUGAUGUCUUCCUGAACGAAAUAUCAGACUUAGUUGAACAACUUCAAGCUCGAAGUUCUCAAAUGAUUCGAAACACCUCGGGACUUCAGUUUGUCUCAUCAAAAACUUCAAAAGUCUUGGGAAUCCCAGAAGGUCAUUACUCACUCGAUGUGAAUUCGAUUGAUGCUCCACCCGAUCCAAUUGUUAACUUUGAGAAUUUAGCACCACCGCCGGUUGUGGUUCCUCGAUUGGAUUAUAAUUUGAGUAUGUCGCUGGACGAUACAUCUGCCGAAGCUAAAAUGCAUCUUUCGGGGGCAAUUGCAUCGGAAGAGAGUUUACUGCGUACUGUGGAUGAUUUGAUGAAGGAAGGAAUGAAAAAGUUGGAUCAUGAUUUGUUGCAUCCAACGCAGCCACAAGUGAUACAUUAUGAUCAUGGCAGUGAUAAUGCAGUUGAAGCGGUUUCAAUGAAGGAGACAUCACAAGGAACGCCUAUAUUGGAUCUUUCGUUGGAUAUGUUUCAAUUUAAUAGCAAUUAAAAGAGAGAAUACAAAUAUACUAUACCGACUGAGUACUCAUGUUUUUAUGUUGAGUUUUUAUGAGUUAAGUUAAAAUUACAAAAAGUAACGAACAAAAUAUUAAAAGAGUUGUUUUCUUAAACAAA